This is a messenger RNA of Neoarius graeffei (lesser salmon catfish), 6038 nucleotides long. It is a transcript of the gene nrp1a, whose product is annotated as neuropilin 1a. The transcript is spliced from 17 exons. Gene Ontology annotation, biological process: vascular endothelial growth factor signaling pathway; angiogenesis; axon guidance. Lineage: Eukaryota; Metazoa; Chordata; Actinopteri; Siluriformes; Ariidae. The coding region runs from base 722 to 3487 and encodes 921 amino acids. Gene Ontology annotation, molecular function: vascular endothelial growth factor receptor activity; semaphorin receptor activity. The record is from RefSeq and is a predicted model, not a curated record. Gene Ontology annotation, cellular component: membrane.
UGCAGUUUAGGAGGGGUGUGUGUGUGUGUGUGUGUGUGUGUCGCUCGGCUUUAAGACGCUGUCAUGGCAGUGCAGUGUGCCAGAUGUGUGUGUGUCAGUAGCGCGCCUCUGGUCAGAUAGUUAAGACUGGACGCACAGCGCGGACGCUCGCGCUUCUUCUGCUCGCUUUUGAAACCGAAUCCACAGGGCACACCACACCGAACCGAACCGAACCGAACCGUGCGUCGUGGCCCCGUGCGCGCGCACACAUCCACGCAGGCACACAUACCGAAGGGAUUUUACGCGCAUCAUCAGUGGAGACGCGAGUGAUCGCUGUGUGUGUGUGUGUGUGUGUGUGUGCUUGUUGAACAGGCUCCGAUCGGUGUCGUGUCGUCUGUCUCCGUGCUCAAGGAAAUGGCGAGAGACCGGGAGAGGGAGAGAGGCGCGCGCCGGCUCCGCAGCGCAGGAAACCGGAGCUGAACGCACGCGCGCACGGGCGCCCUGUCGCUCCUCAAGCCGCCUCUGCUUUCUACUUUCAUCCCUCCGUUUUCUCUUUCCUUCUCUCACAACGACGCUCCAGCGAGCGGAUUCUACCACAGAGGAUUGUUUUGCUUACUUUUUUUUCCCUUUGCAUUUUUUCCCAAGUUUCUAUCUAUCUAUCUAUCUAUCUAUCUAUCUAUCUAUCUAUCUAUCUACACUCAUAUUUCCCCAAAAGUAAGAAAUAAAACACAAGGACGCGAGGAUGCAUGUUGGAUUAGUGCUGAUCCUCUUAACGGGAAUCUUUGUCAAAGCGAAGGCUAUCAAACCUGUUCUAGACCAAUGUGGGGGAAACAUCCGGAUCACCAGUGCCAACUACCUGACCUCGCCAGGCUACCCGGCCUCGUACCUGCCGUCGCAGAGGUGUGUGUGGGUGAUCACAGCUCCAGCACCACACCAGCGCAUUCUCAUCAACUUCAAUCCACACUUCGACCUGGAGGACCGCGAGUGCAAAUACGACUAUGUAGAAGUGAGGGAUGGCAUCGAUGAGAGCGGGCAACUGGUGGGCAAGUACUGCGGGAAGAUCGCUCCUUCUCCUGUAGUGUCCUCCGGAAACCAACUCUUCAUCAAAUUUGUGUCAGACUAUGAGACGCAUGGCGCUGGCUUCUCCAUCCGCUACGAGGUUUUCAAAUCAGGUCCUGAAUGCUCGAGAAACUUCACCUCGAAGAGCGGAUUCAUCAAGUCACCUGGUUUCCCCGAGAAGUACCCCAAUAACCUGGACUGCACGUUUAUGAUCUUCGCCCCCAAAAUGUCUGAAAUUAUCCUGGACUUUGAGAGCUUUGAGCUGGAGCCUGACACACAACCAGCCGUUGGGGUCUUCUGCCGGUAUGACCGUCUGGAGAUCUGGGACGGCUUCCCUGGAGUUGGCCCACACAUCGGCCGAUACUGCGGGCAGGACACUCCGGGUCGAAUUAUCUCCUACACCGGAAUAUUGUCCUUGACAAUCAACACGGACAGCGCUAUUGCUAAGGAGGGCUUCUCUGCUAACUUCACUGUUGUGGAGAGGACUGUGCCUGAGGACUUUGACUGCCUGGAGCCGUUGGGUAUAGAGUCCGGCGAGAUUCCUUCAGAGCAGAUCGAGGCCUCGUCGGAGUAUAAUCCCAACUGGGCUGCACAGCGUUCCAGACUCAAUAACUUUGAAAACGGCUGGACGCCAAUGGAAGACUCCAACAAAGAAUGGAUACAGGUCGAUCUGGGAUUCCUGCGCUUCGUCUCAGCCAUUGGCACUCAGGGCGCCAUCUCUCAGGAGACCAAUAAAAAGUACUUUGUGAAGUCCUACAAAGUGGAUGUGAGCUCCAACGGGGAAGAUUGGAUCACAUUGAAGGAAGGCUCCAAACAGAAGGUUUUCCUGGGCAACACCAACCCCACAGAUGUCGUGAAGACCUUGCUGCCCAAACUCACGCUGGCACGCUUCGUCCGGAUCCGGCCCUUCACGUGGGAGAUGGGCAUCGCUCUGCGCUUCGAAGUGUACGGCUGUAAGAUCUCAGAAUACCCAUGUUCAGGCAUGCUGGGAAUGGUCUCGGGCCUGAUCACCGAUGACCAGAUCACCGCUUCGUCACACACGGACCGCAGCUGGGUGCCAGAGAAUGCUCGGCUACUGACCAGCCGCUCAGGAUGGACUCUCCUGCCCCAGCCACAGCCGUACGUGGACGAAUGGCUCCAGGUGGACCUGGGUCAGGAGAAACUCGUACGUGGACUGAUCAUCCAGGGAGGAAAGCAGCGGGAGAACAAGGUCUUUGUGAAGAAGUUCCGUCUAGGCUAUAGCAACAACGGCUCUGACUGGAAGAUGGUGAUGGAGGCCAACAGCAACAAGUCAAAGCUUUUCGAGGGGAAUAUGAACUACGAUACGCCAGUAUUGAGGACAGUGGAGCCCAUCUUGACGCGUUUUAUUCGAGUUUAUCCAGACAGAGCUACACCAACAGGCAUGGGGUUGAGACUAGAGCUGCUAGGCUGUGAGUUUAAAGCACCGACAGUGCCACCCACCCUGCCCGUCCCCCCAACCACACCAUCCGACGAGUGUGACGAUGAGCAAGCCAACUGCCACAGUGGAACAGGUGAUGACUACGAACAGACAGGUGGCACUACUGUUCCCGAGACCACUACAGAGAUGAGCCCCAUGCCAGAUUUCUUGUGGUUAGCAUGUGACUUUGGCUGGGCGAACAACCCCUCGUUCUGUGGCUGGACAUCUGAGGUGGGGAGCUACAGGUGGCAGAUUCAGUCCAGUGGCACACCCACGUUAAACACCGGCCCCAACAUGGACCACACAGGUGGCUCUGGAAACUUCAUCUACACCCUAGCGACUGGAGCGCAGAAGAAAGAAGUGGCGCAGCUCGUCAGUCGGACUAUUUCGGGUCAGGACUCGGAUCUGUGCCUGUCCUUCUGGUAUCACAUGUUUGGCUCACACAUUGGCACUCUGCACAUCAAGCAGCGCCACGAGAGCGGCCGUGACACAGCCGACGUGCUGCUCUGGACCGUCAGCGGACAUCAGGGCAACCGCUGGAGGGAGGCCCGGGUGCUGAUCCCACAUUCAAGCAAACCCUACCAGGUGGUGAUAGAGAGUGUAGUGGAGGGACAGAGCUUGGGAGACAUCGCUGUGGACGACAUUAAAAUCCUGGAAAUCAACAUGGCGGACUGCAAAGACCCAGAUGUUCCUACAGAACCCAUGCCACCUGAAGACUUCAGUAAAUUCCCUGUGGACAUCACCAAUUUCCCCAAGAGCAGCAAAGAGAUCAGUGGAACAGGGAACAUGCUGAAUACACUGGACCCCAUCCUGAUUACCAUCAUCGCUAUGAGCGCACUGGGUGUCUUUCUGGGUGCCAUCUGCGGCGUGGUGCUGUACUGUGCCUGCUCACACGGCUCCAUGGCCGACAGGAACUUAUCCGCCCUGGAGAACUAUAACUUUGAGCUGGUGGAUGGCGUCAAGCUAAAGAAGGACAAGCUCAACUCACAGAAUUCAUACACAGAAGCAUGAAGCGCCAACCAAUUAGAGGACACCUCUCCUCAGGGAGGCGGGCUAAAAAAAUAAACAGACUGACGGCGCUCUCCCAUUGGAUGAGGACAAGGCUCUGAGGUUCUGAGAACCAAUGGGAGAACUGAGACUGAGCCGUGCUUUUCUCAGGAGCUGCAGUGAAUAGAACCUACCAGUAGGGGACACUGUGUACAAAAACAUUCAAUCUGUGGUCGAAGGAGAUGAAAAACAAACAAACAAAAAGAAUAUGUACAGAGGAUUUAGAUGAUUAUUUUAAUUUCUUUUUUUUAUUUUAUUGGUUUUAUUAUUUUUUAUUCCGUUGCUCAUUUUUACAGUCGGAUGCUGGUGUUGAGACCAAUAUAUGAAAAUGUUAUAUGUAUUUAUCUUUUUUUUUUCUUUGUCUGGGGGGGGGGACAGUUUUUUGUGUGUGUAUGUUUAAAGGAGAUGUGUAAAAAAAAAAAAUCAAAAAAUGAACCACGUCUGAUAACCCAUAAUGGGACACGUAUCUGAGGGUGUGGUUCACAGUCAGUGCCUUUGGUACAUCCUUUUUGGCCUCAUUUGUUGAUUUGUGAAUUUUUCUUUCAUCUCUUUAGUUCUGGAACAAAGACAAACACAAAAACAACGGAAGAAAAAGAAAAAAAAACAAAGAUACUGGUCACGUGACCCUGCAAACAUGACCCGGUUUAUUCAUUGCGCUUUAAUGUUGAGAGCCCACAUAUUGUACAUACAGUAAGUUUUAAUAUAUUUCAUUGCCCUUUUCAAAGAAAAUGAGUAAAAAAGGAUAAAAAAGAAGCUGCAGUAUCCCUUUUUUCUUUGGUGUUGUAAAUACAAUCGUCUGACUGUUUCGUGAAGGUGAAAACGUGUGCUAUUUCCGUCCUGUUUGGUUACUUUAUCACAUUUUCCAGAGAUGCAGCUAAUAUGUUAAAUGCUGGUAGUUCACACACACAAAAACAAAUAUACACACACACACACACACACAUACAGACACUCAUUCUCCAACAAGUUAAACACUCCAUGGAUCAUCAAUGAUCUCCAUUAGGGCUUACACACUGUGCUUACACUUCACCUGUAGAUCUCAUGGACAUUUACAAUUCACAUCUGUCCACGUGUGUUACGAUCAUCCUUAAGGCUUAAUAUCUCAAGCGGGGGGAAAAACAUAAAUCAGGUGUAGCCCAAUCUCUUUUUCUGUUUCUCUUUAUGUUUUAAAUGUCAGGAAAUAACAAAUCAGCAUCGCCAUCAUCGCUUCAACCAUUUCUCCUGCGUUUUAAAUCAUCCUCUCGCCUUGAAUGUACUUUGGUGUCAUCUGUCUUGUGUAAGACUCAUGAAUGGGAUGUGUUUCAGAACGGUCGUCCAUCGUAGCACGCAUCUCAUCGCUGGCCUUGUCUUCUGGAUUGCACUCAUCCUCCUUGUCCUCGCUGAUGUCACACAUGGUUGGUUGGUGUGACAAUGAUGCUAUGAUCACAUAAGCAUGACAUUUCCCUUGGGUAUGAUUUAAUACAGGAAGCAUCACUUUGCCCCUCGCGUCUGUACCAAAGGACUGUUGCUUCAAAUCACACAGGGCCGCAUACGCCACAUCAGCUCAGCUUUAGAUAAGGUACUGGACUUGAGAAAAGGAGAAGAGCAUAUGAAAGUCUUACUCAUAAUCAAAACCAUGAAAUGUUGACUCGUCUUUCAGCAUCAUAUAAAACCUGAGAACUUCAUAUCACAUAUAGUAUAAUUCAGAGCACGCCACCUUACUCUCUCUCUCUCUCUCUCUCUCUCGCUCUCUCUCACACACACACACACACACCUAAACUGACUCAUAUUUUAAAGGUUUCUUGGUAUGUUUCUGUGCUGUGCUGUGUUCUGUGGCAAACACGUUCUCUAUUCCUUUAUCUCCAGUAGUUUGCAAUGCCAUGACCCCGUUUCUCAAUGCUACGUGUGUGUUAGCUGAAGCUAAAGGCGGACUAGCUUCAGUAAGGUUCAAUGAAGAAAGCAUACUGUAGCAUCAAGAAGAAAAAAAAAGAAACAACGUUGCACUGAUAGAUAUAUUUAAAGAGGUUUAUGUGUUUAUAGCAUUCAUUUGUAAAAAACAAAAUCUUCAUGAAAAAAAGGACAGUGUUCAUUUUUUUUAUAGUUUCGGAAUAUGUAAAAUAAUUCUGAAAUAUAUGGUUAUUGAGAUGUUUUCAUUAUUGAAAAAAGGUAUACAAAUUUCCUAUAGUAAAGUUCCCAUUUACCUGACUGAUUAUCUUUGGUUUUGUAUCGUCAUUCAAAAUUUGUGCUAAUUUUUUUUUUUUUUUUUGUUCUUGUUGUUUGAUUUUUUAUUUUAAUUUUUUUUUUUUUACACAGGAAGAAGGGGAUAAACUUUUUAUUUUCAAUACUGAUUCUGUAAUUGCUGUUGUAGGAAGAAGAACCUGAAUAAAACAGCAAGGCCUUAAAAAACUGUCAAUCAAUGUUUUGUAUUUCAACAUUCUGCAUCAUGAAAAGAAAACCACCAAAUGUUUACUGUCUCUCAUCAACCUUAGCUCAACGUACAUUCCAAAGAUUCAGAUCCAAUAAAGGUUUUCCUAAGACA